UUUCUUUUCCAUUUUCCCUCGCUUUCUCUCUCUACUUCUCUCUUUCUCUCUCCUCUUUUGGAGAAAGAGAAACCUUCAUUCUUCUUCUCUUUCUCUUUCUAAAAAAUUUUUUUUCGCCAUUUUUUCUGCGCUUUCAGAUCACUCACCUAACCGUCGGUUUUUUUCUGGAUUUAUUGAUAUAAUUUUUAUUAUUAUUUUUUUUGAGGAGUUCGGCUCACGUCGACGAUCUGAGAGGAUUGUUGAUUUGGUUUGUUUGAGGAGAGGUGGUAUUGGGGGGUACAUUGGUGAUUUUUCGAUAUCGAAUUGUCGAUAUUGAGGACCCGGGGAAGGAGGUAGGGGAGAAUGGAAUUAGAGAGGGGUUUUUAGGUUUUUGAUUGAAUUUUUAACUUGUAGGUUUGGUUAAGGGGGAGAGAAACUCGGCCGAAUAAGUUGGUCGAGUUUGAAUGCAUUCGGAAUUUUGUGUGGAUUUCGAUAUAUGGAUAGAGAUAUUGUGUCAUUCCCUUCGAAGAGCCUGGAAGAACAAUGUUGUGAUUGUGGAUGUAGUUGUUCUUUGACAGUUAGCUCUUCGUCGAAUGAUCCUUGGUUACGGUCUGUGAAGAGGAAACACAAUGAGUUUGAGAAGAGCAGCCGUUUUUACAUCCCGGGGCUUGAUGUUUUGCCUGUUGCGCGUGUUGGGAUUGAAAAAGAAUGUGCAAUGUUGCGAGAGACGCUUGGCAACCAGCAGGCUACAAUUCAGGAGUUGUGUUCGGAAUUGGAGGAAGAGAGGAAUGCCGCUUCCUCUGCUGCUAAUGAGACAAUGUCCAUGAUUUUGAGGCUGCAGAGGGAGAAGGCUGAGGUCCAAAUGGAAUCUAGGCAGUUUAAGCGUUUUGCUGAGGAGAAAAUGUCACAUGAUGCUCAAGAGAUUUCUGCCUUGGAGGAGGUUUUAUACAAAAGAGAACAAACUAUUCAGUCCCUUACAUGUGAAAUUCAGGCCUAUAAGCACAGAAUGAUGAGCUACGGCCUGACAGAAUCAGAGGCAGAAGGGUUGAAGGGAAAUUAUAGUCGCAAUGCUAGUUUUUCUAGUGAGUUGGCAGGUCCUGGUGACUCACACUUUUCCUAUCCUCCACUAAGGUGCAGUAUGUAUGGAUCUCAAGAGCAAUUAGAGCUUGAAGAUGAUGUUGUGGAUAUUGAAAAUUACCCAUUUUCUGAGACUCCAGGAACUCAAGAUCUGAGGAGUUUGGAAUACAGGAUCAAUCAAUUGGAAGGAACUCCUCAGGAUGAUCAGAUAAAUGGAGACUUUGGCUCUAGAAAUGUUCUUGAGAAGGUUGUCGUUGGUCAGUCUCCAAGGCGGUCUAGACAUUCUAGGAGGAUUUCUACUGACAGCUCAGGUUCGGUGUUGGGGCCAGAUCACACAAUGGAUUCUCCUAGAUAUGGUACCAGUUUUAAAAAACUUGAUUGUGUAGCUGAGGAAUUAAAAAAUUCAGACAGUGCAUCUGAUUAUGAAGAUGAUAUGAGUGAUAGAGUUUAUACUAUUGAUUCUAUUCAUCCUGGGGCACCUUAUAACCAUUAUAUGGAGCCCAAGGUUGCUGCAAAGUUGGGUGAUGAGUAUGUAUCAACACCAAGAUCUCUAGGUCGUGGAGACCUGGGAGAUCCUGAGGUUAAGAAGCUAUACUUGAGACUUCAGGCUCUCGAGGCUGAUAGAGAAUCAAUGAGGCAGACAAUCAUGUCAAUGCAAACUGAUAAAGCACAGGUUAUGCUACUUAAAGAAAUUGCUCAACAGUUGUGCAGAGAUAUGACACCUGCAAGGCAUAUGCCUGUUCAAAAGUCAUCUAUUGUUGGGAGCUUUUCCAUAACUGCAGUUUUUAAGUGGAUCAUGUCCUUCAUUUUCUGGAGAAAGAAAUCACGUCAAAGCAAGUACAUGUUUGAAUUGACGGCGAAUAAUGUGGGUCUGCUACUGCUUUUGGAUAAAAACCCACGCUCCAAACUAUGGAGAUGUGUUUCAUCAACGCAAAUUCGAUAAGCUGAGCUACCAAACUUGUAGCGAGUUUGUCAAUUUAGGAGCUGCAUUUCCGGGCUUGCGUUUAGAUAAACAUUUGUUUCUGGAUUUAUGGAAUAUGGUUAUUUGUGCAGCGUUCUUUGUGAUUCAUUUUCCCCCUUUACCCUCCAUUGAAAAGUUUGGGGUUAAAAUUUGCUUAGCUGGUUCUUCAGCAAAAAUCAUGUGAUAUAGGCCAGUGUGCAGUUUGGUUUUUCUGAAAUUUUAGCAUUUGAGGUAGGUAUUUUGACAAAUUCUCCUGUAUAGUUCAAGAUUCAUGUAUUAUGUUAAAUUGGUGCUCAUUUUUUACUUUCAGAGUGAAAAAAAUGAAAUCAUAUAUUUGUUGUUCUCUCACAGUUUCAAACUAAUAAGGCAGUAAAACCUUUCCAGCUUUGAAGGGUGUA
Chenopodium quinoa (quinoa) is the source of this 2415-nucleotide messenger RNA. Its product is annotated as myosin-binding protein 7-like. Lineage: Eukaryota; Viridiplantae; Streptophyta; Magnoliopsida; Caryophyllales; Amaranthaceae. The coding region runs from base 476 to 1999 and encodes 507 amino acids. The record is from RefSeq and is a predicted model, not a curated record. The transcript has 4 exons.